GAAACGUCAUUGGUGAGUGUCGCGAUCAGUUGCCAGCGAUAGCGACUGGCAAUAACCUGGCGUGAGUUGUUCCAGGUUGUUCGCGUAUAACGUGCAUGAAGCGUCGAAGUCGAACGUUCGCGUCGCGAGUGCAUCCACGAGAGAGACGGGACAAAAAAAAGAGUAGCCGCCGAGACAUGUAACCGGACUCGCAGCUCGAUCAGCUUCGUUUUGUUCUUCUUGAUGCAACCGUGCGUCGCGACAAUUCCACGAUAAAGCUGUGUGAUGACUGUCACGGUGACGGCCAGCGAGUCGAAGUCGAAGCCGCGAUUUCUCAUCAGCAAGAUCCUGAUUUAUUGACGAAGGCGAGAGGCGUCCGAAAAUGACGGAGAGCUUGAUAAACGAGUGGUUGGCGGACUGUAAAGACGUCUCGCAGUCGGAACUGCACACGUUCGCCAGCACGCUCUCGCAGGACAACGAGAUCGUACGAGCGCUCUACAUGCUUCUGGAGGAGCGCACUAAAUAUAGCGAGUUGAUGGACACAGUAUGUAAUCAAUUAUAUAAUUUUUACCGAUCACGGGAAAUAGAACUACAAAGGUUCACUCUGCAAUUUCUACCAACGCUGAUAUAUAUUUAUCUAAAUUCUGCCGCACAUGGUGAUAUUAAGAGUUGUCGUUCUCUUGAAACCUUAUUGAUUGGAUUGUACAAUUUAGAAGUGGUGGAUAAAUCAGGUCAACAAAAAGCAAUCUCAUUUAGAUUACCAUCUCUUGCUAUGUUAUCCAUAUUCCAUCAGCCUGAGACUUUAGCACCAGCAUCGUUAACAGUAAGCGCGGUGCGACGUUUCGAAGAGUGCAAUACGAAACUUGUGAGCUGGGGUCCAUUGCAGCAAGUUGAGACAUUAAAUGCACAAAAUCGAUUGAAAGUAAUGACAGCUCUGCUUUUCAUCUACAAUCAGCAACUCGGUUAUAUAAAUAAAUUUGCUAUGGAACAGUUGUGUAAAGUUGCAACAAAACUUGUCACUCAAGGAUUUAUGAAACCAGGACAUCAUCAGCGUUCUUCAUACGGCAGUGAGUCUAGUUUUGUUCCAAGACUUUUGCCACGCAUACCAGUGUCCAGUCAGUUUCUCUUGGAAUUCUCACAUGCUGUAUAUUUUGCCAUGUAUAACGAAUGCUGGUACGUGGCAAAUCAAGCCAUAGAAGAUAUUCAUAAUAGAGCAUGUUAUGAAGCAUAUCCAAGUGUAAUGUUAGUUACUAACGCAAUACGCAAUUCUGCCAGUUCUGGAGCACCAGGUCAAGGAAGUGAUGGACCAAUUGGAAUUAGCGUUGCACUGUCCCCAGCAACUACUACACCAACCGUUUCAAAGUCUAUGAUCACAAAUGCUUCUUUCCGUACUAAGAAAUUACCAGACGAUCUGGAUGAGAAGUUAUUUGCGGUCGAAUUGAGCAAUUGUCAAGUCGAGAAGCAACAGCAACCGACAGUGUCUGGGAGCAGCAAACGUCGGCCAUGGCAUUGGAAGCACGCGCUUCCAAGCUCCGUUGAUAAGAAGGACACGGGCGUAGGGAAGGCGCAUUCUUCCUCCUCACUGGAAGGCUCCAGACGUGGGAGUGUAUGCAGCAGUCAUAGCUCGCCGAUAAAGUCCUCUCCUAAAAGGAGCAAAGAUCAGCAGUCAAAGAAAGCAACUCACGAGAAUAAGGACGACGCGAGUCAGAAAGCUAGAAAAGAGAGUAGCAUAAAGUGCGAUUCUACCUUUGGCGACGAUAGAUUGGCCGCUAACGCGCAUCUGUAUAGCGUAUUAGAGGAGCAGGCGCUGGGGGAGAUCAUUCGAGAGUCGGUGGAAAAUUUGUAUACGGAAGGCAAUAGAUCGAUCGGUUAUUGCGCUACUGCCGCGCUGUCAUCAAACAUAUGGUAUUGUCACUUCAGUUACACUGUAGGAUGGCAUGACAUACCAAUACAAGUUGUAAAAGAUGAAACCACUGGAGAAGGUAAAAGUAACCUGGUAUCGAUCACGGAGGAACAAGAAUCAACGGAGCCGAAUCGCGUUGGUUCCAUGAGACAAUCAAAGGAUCAAAAGACUGCUUCGAAGAUUACCAAUUUCCCAGUACUCGGCAAGAAACCUAAAGAGAAAGAGAGCAAGGUAACGAAGAACGCUCACGUGACGUCCGAGAAGGAGAAGAAGCUCGGCUCUCAAACGACGUCGAGGGAGAACAUCAAGGGCAGCCUGUCGAUGCUGAACAAUGACCAGACGGACGUCGACGGAAAUGUCAACGGAUGCGCGAUCCGAAAGAAGAAUAACAGUGUGGAGAACAACGCGAUCAUAAUAGAUCCGAACGUUGCGUUGAUAGACAACGAGAGACUGGGGUCGUUAGGCGGUGAUGUUAACGACGGUGGUAAUAUCGAAAACUCCAUGAAUCUGAGAGCGCAUAAUGAGACGGAGUCUAUGGGUGCUUCGAUUCAAGUUAGCUCGGUUUAACGAGGACAGACGUCUAUCCGACAGCAGAAACGUUACCAACAGUAAUGGGCUGAAACACAAAUUAAACAGAUAAGCCAUUCUCUCUUCCAUCUAGACCUUGUCAAAUCCGUGUUUAACGUGUACAUGUUGUACUUUUUUCGUAGAAUCGUUUAAGAUCACGCACCAACGGAGUAAUUUGUCUAUUAUACCACUGUAAUGCAAUACUUUGGGUAAGAGUCGUAUAUAUUUCUAUUUUACUACACGUAGCCGUUUUCUCAGUCAGUCCAUUACUUUAUUGAUCUCCAUAGUGUUUUGAGAAAAAAAGAAAAAAAAACAAAAAGAAAAACGGGAGCGGGAACAAUGAACUGAAAGUGGUGCGCGGUUGUUUUGUUAAGUGACUUGUGCAUAUUGGGAUAUGUGUGUAUUGAGUAAUUUUUGUAAUUUAAUCUAUAAUUUAUUCGAUAUAUAUUUUAUAAGUACACGCCAAUACAUAUAUAUAUAUGUAUAUGUAUGUAUAUGUAUAUAUAUAUAUAUAUAUAUAUAUAUAUAUAUAUAUGUAUGUAUGUAUGUAUAUUUGACAUUGUGUAAUGUCUUGGUCCACAAGUUAUCAAGUUUCACUUUUAGAGAUUGUGUAGAUCAUUAUAAUGAUGGAAAGAAAAAGAACAAUUACAUAAAAAGAUUAUUACAUUGCAAUACACGUAUUGAUAUAUACGUAUGUGUUUAAACCCAGAUGUGCCUCGGGAUACUUGAAGCAUUUUUCUUUCUCAUCUCGAGUGUGUGUAUGUAUGUGUGUAAAUAAAGUUGCGCCCAAAGAUAUACGUUAUGGCUGCCGAGAGAGCAGCGCAAAACAAAAGGUAGGGAUUAAAAGUCGAGACAUUUAAAGUAGAGUCACUUAAUUGUACACAGGAUUGUCACUUAAUUGUAAACAGGAUGAGAAUGCGCUACGAUGAAAGUGUCAGGCAUGUCUGGGUUGAAUGAUAGAAACUGCUAUUACACUUUCUAUCAUAAUUGUUCCGAUAUGAUAUUGACGAUUCAUGACGAGAGUAAUCUGUUUUGCAAAUAGUUAUAUUGAUAUAAAUAUAUAUGUAAUUGUUGGAAAUAAUUACGAGACUCGAGCUCGAAGAGACUUUAUUUUCACGUGAAAGUUGACUCACGUUGAAAACAGUCAACUGGUCGGGAAGUUACGCCAUUUGGGCAUGCAGAAGCGGGAAUUGUUUAAUGGAGACACGUUGCUUGAUGUACUCAACUUUCCUUCGUGUUUCACUACGGAUUUGCGUUUAAACUCGUCUAAAAAGUUAGACCACGUAGUUCUGUGCAUCGAUCUCACGAGGCCUGUCUUCGUGAGAUCGAUAUACAUGCAACUUUCUAAACUUUCAUGAACUUAAUACUGAACUAGUGAUGUAGCCUUGAUAAAAAACAAUAACAAGUGAAGGUUGCGGCAUUACGGAGUUUUGUAUUCACUGUAAUAAAACUUGUUAUUUUAUUACGAGUAAUAAAAAUUUUAUUAUGUGAAUACAAAACUUUGUGAUACGCCGUAAAAAUUAAUAUUCGUCAUAUAGGAGAUAAAAGCUCUACGUUUAUGCGUAUCUUUUUAUCAAAAUAAAAUGAUUCAAAAUUGGCAAGUGUCUAGAAGAGAAAUAUUAUAAUUAAGUCUCUUUGUAAUGUUUUAUUGAAAAGAAAUUUAUAUUUUCUAUAAUCGUGUCAAAAGAUUUUGUGGCGUCUUGUGUAAGUUUCCGCUACUCUGUGUCCAUUCAGUGUAGAAUUGUACUCUCUGAUCUAUUAAUAUGUGUAAAUAUUAUAAAAAGAACAAUGUAUAGAAGAAGGGACGAAAGAAUUUGAUUCAAAUGUAAGAGGAUCAUAAUAUAUCGACAAUUGCAUUUGUUAACAUAGGUCGAAUAAGUGUUCCAAACUAUGAAAUAAUAUAUCAUAUGUGAUGGUGAAGCGAAGCAGAAUCGAUGCUCGUUCAAGGGUCAGUUAUUAAUUGAAUUACCCUAUGGCCUAUAUUGUAUUAAUUGAAGUGUAACAUGAAAUGUAAAAAUACACUGAAGUUAUUGGAAAAAGCAAUGAUAAUAACAGUAAUAAAAAUAAAUGUUAUUCUA
This is a messenger RNA of Odontomachus brunneus, 4527 nucleotides long. RefSeq names its product hyccin (gene Hyccin). The record is from RefSeq and is a predicted model, not a curated record. Gene Ontology annotation, biological process: protein localization to plasma membrane; phosphatidylinositol phosphate biosynthetic process. Bases 362 to 2449 code for a protein of 695 amino acids. Gene Ontology annotation, cellular component: plasma membrane. NCBI's taxonomy places the organism in Eukaryota, Metazoa, Arthropoda, Insecta, Hymenoptera, Formicidae. The transcript is spliced from 9 exons.